AUGGCUUCUGGAACAACACAAGCGCCACCCGAAGAGCCCCCGGGUUCUAGUAAUAAGGAUGAAUCGGCUAGAUUCGAGUGCAACAUAUGUCUGGACGCCGCCCGCGACGCCGUCGUCUCCCUCUGCGGCCACCUCUUCUGCUGGCCGUGUCUCAGUCAGUGGCUCGACACCCGUCCCAACAAUCAAGUGUGUCCAGUGUGUAAAAGUGCGAUCGAUGGGACUAAAGUCGUCCCGAUCUAUGGACGCGGUGGUGAUACGACAGAUCCACGGACGAAAAUUCCGCCACGUCCGAAGGGGCAACGGAGUGAGCCGCAGCAGUCGUCAUUCGGUGGAUUCAACUGGGGUGGAUUCAACGAUGGAGGCGGUAUGAUGGGCGGCGGCGUUGGGCAUAAUGUCCAUUUUUCGUUCGGAAUUGGUACGGUGAAUCCGCUCUUUCCGCUGAUGUUCAUGCUCCCUUUCAUUCAAGGCAUCUUCCCGUUGUCGUUCGUCGCCUCGUGGUUCAAUAAUGGAAAUCCAGGACAGGAGAAUGGAGUUGGAGGAGGUGCUCCUGGAAAUCAAGGACAGCCUGGACAGCCAGGAGCGCAGGAGAGAGGUCCUGGGCCGUAUGGAAGAGUCCACUCGGAAACAGCGGCACCGGGAUCCAGAAUGGCUCAAGAGGAGGAAUAUUUGUCGAAUAUUUUUAAAUACAUUGGGAUUUUCAUGCUUCUCUGGCUCUUUUUGGUGUAA
Caenorhabditis briggsae is the source of this 726-nucleotide messenger RNA. RefSeq names its product Protein CBR-RNF-5 (gene Cbr-rnf-5). The record is from RefSeq and is a predicted model, not a curated record. The transcript has 5 exons. Bases 1 to 726 code for a protein of 241 amino acids. Gene Ontology annotation, biological process: ubiquitin-dependent protein catabolic process. Lineage: Eukaryota; Metazoa; Nematoda; Chromadorea; Rhabditida; Rhabditidae. Gene Ontology annotation, molecular function: ubiquitin protein ligase activity; ubiquitin-like protein conjugating enzyme binding. Gene Ontology annotation, cellular component: endoplasmic reticulum.